Hibiscus syriacus is the source of this 1938-nucleotide messenger RNA. RefSeq names its product exocyst complex component EXO70B1-like. Gene Ontology annotation, biological process: exocytosis. Bases 1 to 1935 code for a protein of 644 amino acids. NCBI's taxonomy places the organism in Eukaryota, Viridiplantae, Streptophyta, Magnoliopsida, Malvales, Malvaceae. Gene Ontology annotation, molecular function: phosphatidylinositol-4,5-bisphosphate binding. Gene Ontology annotation, cellular component: exocyst. The record is from RefSeq and is a predicted model, not a curated record. The transcript has a single exon.
AUGGAAAAGGAAAAGUCUCCAAGCUUUAAAAACGGAGGCGAUGAUGAGACCCCUAAGUGUUCCAAUGGAAAAGACCCGCCUGCACCCGAUAAACCACAGAAUAAUAAUGGAACUGAAGGGAAAGGAGGGGGAGCUGAAGCUACUCCUCAAAUCAAAUACACCAUGGAAAAUGCUUGGGAGGAUAUUGAACAUUCCUUGGUGGAGCUGGAGGGUGAUGCAGAUUCAGAGAUUCCUGACUCCAUUAACGACUACUUGGAUCUUGUUGAAGAGAAAGCAUCUAAGCAUGAAUUGCCUGAAAAGUCCAAAGGGUGCCCGCUUGACGAUGAUGGGUCGUUUCUUAAAGUUGCACACCAGAUGUCUAAGCUGUAUAAACAUCUUUCGGAAAUCUUCAAAUUGGAUUCUAGGCAGGGUAUUUUGAUCAAUCGCAUUGGAAGGAUUCAUCAACAGGUUAUGUGUUGUUUGGAGGAUGAAUUCAGGACUCUCUUAGAAGAAUCAAGGAUCGUGGAACCUGACGUUAAUCAUGAACCAGCUGGGGAUGGUGAGGCUCAGGAUCAAGCUCCUCGAUCAAAUGAGGUAUUAUCAAACUUUCCAGGGUAUUCUCAGGAAGCUUUGGCCACCUUGAAUAAAAUUGCCAUGGAGAUGAUCUCAGGUGGAUAUGAAUUCGAAUGCUACGAGGCUUAUAUUAUGACCAGGAGGAAUGCAAUUGAGGAGAUUUUGAACAAGCUUGGAUUCGAGAAGAUUAGUAUUGAUGACGUACAAAAGAUGCAAUGGGAUGCAUUGCAAAGGGAGAUCCCUCCAUGGAUAAAUGCCUUCAAAGCAUGUGCUAAUGUCUACUUCUCCGGGGAACGGAAGCUCGCCGAAACUGUCUUCUCCGACGAUCCUUCUGUAGCUAAAAGCCUCUUCAACAGCCUCACUCGUGUCCUGUUUCUUCAACUCCUUAACUUCGCCGAAGCCGUUUCCGUCAGCAAGCGUUCCACGGAGAAACUUUUCAAGUUUCUCGACAUCUACGAGGCAUUGCGUGAUAAUUUUUCCACGAUUGACAAUCUGUUUCCUGAAGAAUGCGCAAACGAGUUGAAGGAACAACUAACGACGACUCGUAGUAGGAUCGGUGAGACGGCCAUUUGCAUCUUUCGUGAUUUCAAGAAUUUGAUCCAAUCCGAUACAGGGAGAACCCAAGUUCCUGGAGGAGCAGUUCAUCCUUUGACUCGCUACACAAUGAAUUAUCUCAAAUAUGCCUGCGACGAAUACAGGGAUACCUUGGAACAUAUUUUCAAGGACCAUGAGGAGAUGGAAAGAGCCGAUUCAACGAGUCAAAGCAAUUCACAGAGCAACGACGACGAGAAUCGAUCCCCAUUUUCAAGCCAUUUGAUAAAAAUCAUGGACUCGUUGGAUUCGGUUCUGGAUGCAAAGUCGAAGCUUUACAAAGACGUUGCGUUGAGCAGCAUUUUCAUGAUGAACAAUGGACGUUACAUAUUGCAAAAGAUCAAAGCAUCGCCAGAGAUCCGUCAAGCAAUGGGGGACAACUGGUAUCGAAAAAAAUCGUUCGAGCUUCGGAACUACCAUCAGAGUUACAAAAGAGAGACAUGGAUGAAGCUCUUGGGUUGUUUAAACCUGGAGGGCUUGAACGUGAACGGGAAAGUGGUGAAGCCGGUGUUGAAAGAGAGGUUCAAGAGAUUUAACGCCAUGUUUGAAGAAAUCCACAAGACUCAAAGCUUGUGGGUGGUUUCCGAUAAGCAAAUGCAAUCGGAGCUGAGGGUUUCGAUAACGGGUGUGAUCAUACCAGCAUAUAGAUCAUUCUUGGGAAGAUUCUCAGGGUACUUGACUCCCGGAAGACAAACAGAGAAGUACAUCAAGUUCCAGCCUGAAGAUAUAGAGACGUACAUUGAGGAAUUGUUCGAUGGAAACACUGCUUCAACGGCAAGGAAGAGAACAUAAAUU